Penicillium oxalicum is the source of this 207-nucleotide messenger RNA. RefSeq lists its product as uncharacterized. The transcript has a single exon. Lineage: Eukaryota; Fungi; Ascomycota; Eurotiomycetes; Eurotiales; Aspergillaceae. The coding region runs from base 1 to 207 and encodes 68 amino acids. The record is from RefSeq and is a predicted model, not a curated record.
AUGGGAGAAAUAGUGACCAAGGGUGGCCAAUUGUCUGGGUCAAAUGUAGGAGCAUGGAAUGGAACACUCCUCACGGCGGCAUUUUCAGAUCUUGAUACUAGUCUGUUCAAUUUCUUCCUGGCCGAAGUCGACGUAAAGACGUCCACGAUCUACUGGAGUCGUAACAAUGACUCUGCUCGAGUUACUCGUACUCCGCGUUGCCUCUAA